CAGGCAUGUCACAGCUUAAUGUCUAACUAGUGCCAGUACAGUAAGUUUCUAUAUUUACAUUUGUGUUGUGAUUUACUAGUAAUCAGAAUUGCAACUUUAAGAAGAAAAUCUAAUUGUGCAGGAUUUGACACGUAGGUAAGUUUCAUUCCACAAAGACUUCUCUGGUGGGCGAACAGAAGAAACAGCUCGAACUACAAAAUGAGACUGCCAGCCAUCUCUAUAGCUUCCACACCAGUGUGCAUUCCUCACAACCCACUUCCUGUCCGGCAGAGUCGUUGCCUGGUGGUCACCCCCAUGACCUUUCCAAGCAUCUGGGACUCUGCCCGACUGUGUGCAGGCAGUCAGGUGAGCAGAGAUUCAUUGUCUGGCCGUAUUCCCAGACUGAACCCUUUACAUCCACCUUUGGUCCAUAAACGCACCGUCAGUCUGGAGACGCCAGCUGUUCACCAGCACAACCAGCAGAGGAUGCUGAUCAUGCAGAGGAGAGAGCACCACAGGUAUCAUCAAGUGUGGAGAAAACCUUUUUAUGGAACCAGCAGUGAGAGAGAAGAGUACAGGAAGGAGUUGCUAGAGCAUUUAAAGAGGCAGAUGGAGGAUAAAUGUGUAGCACUGAAGCUGCAGCUGGCCAGUAAAGUGAAGGAAGCAGAGUAUCUACGAGAAGUGGACCGCCUCGCCCUGUCCCGUGAAAGAGAGCUAAGGAUCCAGCACAGCAAAGGAAUGACAGCUUACAGAGAUGAGAACAAGAGGCUAAUGGAGCAGAGCUGGAGGGACAGAGCACUAACACGCUCCCAGGAGGCCCUAAAGGAGAGAGAGCUGCUCUGCCUCAACCCCAUUAACUGGAGUGGAACACUGAAAUAGGUCAAACCUCAACAUCCAGAGUCAAAACUUCACACUCAGGCCCCGCUGUAGCACUGCGUCAGAUGAAAAUGGGAUGCGAAGAUAUUAAGCAUUCCUCUGAAUAUAUAUAUAUAAGAAUUUCAUCAAGGUUGUGAAAUUCUCUGCUGUGGGUUCCAAUACAGUAAAUCCAAGACUUUAGCAUUGCACUCCUAUAACAUUAUCAGACUUACGCUGGACACGUUGUUUGUUUAUUUUCUUUAAUAUCUCAAGUAGUAAUCCCCAAGACCUGCACAGACUGUGUAAAAUUGGUGGAGUUCCCCUUUAAGGGUUUCUUCCAGUAUGUUCUUUUAACUUAUGAUGAAACACAAUUCUUUGUGUACAAGCUUGAAUGUUUUCCCUCAUUCUGUUUGAAGAGUCGAUUAAA
Messenger RNA from Cottoperca gobio, 1261 nucleotides. RefSeq lists its product as uncharacterized. The transcript has 5 exons. The record is from RefSeq and is a predicted model, not a curated record. The coding region runs from base 199 to 858 and encodes 219 amino acids. NCBI's taxonomy places the organism in Eukaryota, Metazoa, Chordata, Actinopteri, Perciformes, Bovichtidae.